CCAACAAAAGUCCAGGGACAGUUUGGGGAAAUCAAUCCUCCCAUCUAUCUCCGUGUCCGCGUGGCCGCCGACAGUGACGCGUCUUCCUCCUCCUCCUCCUCCUCCUUCCCACACGCCAUUUUUUCCUGACGUUAGAUAUAUAGGACGAAAGGACCGAACACAGAGAAAGCCAAAGCGACUCAGGCUUCCGACGUCACACGACGAUGUCUUCCCGUUUUGCCCCUCACAAGUCUCCCAAUUUCCGGUUCCACCUCCUCCGCUCUCUCGUCGGCGCUAACCACACCUCCGCCCGGUUCUGCUCUCGUUAAAACCACCCUCUCUGCUUCUCUGCCCUUAAUUUCUCUUUUCUUCAAAUAGCUACGCUGAUCAAUAUGGAAACUAGUAAACCCAACUUACUUAGAAAUGUUUUGGUCCGGCUGUUCCUACUCUCUCUGCUUGUCAUCGCCGUCCGAUUUGCGUACCUCGUCGCCAUCCGUGGGGAAUCAUGCGACCUCGGCGACUUCUGCUUCUUCUCGUCGCCGGAAAAUCUCAACCUUGUCGUCAGAAAAUAUGAUUUCCGCUCCUCGGCUAUGAUCGUCGACGAUGCCGUCCUCUCGGCUCCCGCCAAACUCGACGGCCGUGGCAGGGCCGUGCUGUUCUAUUCAUCGGUCUUUCAGGAUCUGAUUGCGGAGGGGUAUUUGUCGGUUGAUUCGAGGGCGCUCUGCAUUGGAACGCCGAGCGCGGAGGAGGUUUCGGGUUUGAAAGAGAUCGGCGUUAAGGACGCGACCGGGAUUUACAAGAAGCCAGCUCGACAGCCCUUCGAUGACAACACGUUCGACUUCAUAUUCUCUGGCGUCGGCCAGCUCGAUAACUCGCCUUCGCCGGCCGAAUUCGCCGCCGAGGUCUCGAGGACGCUAAGGCCCGAAGGGUUUCUGGUUGUCCACACAGCUUCGAAAGAUACGUAUAGCUUCAAUUCGUUUAUUGAUUUAUUCAAUUGCUGUAAAUUCGUACGCACUCGUGAAAUCGAAGGCUUUGAUUCCUCACACGUUCGUGAAAUUGUUAUGAAGAAAGAGAAUGGAAUUGUCCGCGACAGGAUUGCCAUUUCAUCAUCCGAUGGCAAUUCGCUGAAUAACUGCUCCGUUCCGGGAUAUAAACAGCAAUUGAUCCGGAAAGCCGAGCCUCUUAUUGCAGAAGAGCCUCUAAAACCAUGGAUUACGUUGAAGAGAAAUAUAAAGAAUAUAAAGUACCUUCCAUCAAUGGCUGACAUUAGCUUCAAGCAAAGAUACGUAUAUGUAGAUGUUGGAGCCCGGAGCUAUGGCUCCAGCAUUGUGAGCUGGUUCAAGAAACAAUACCCAAAACAAAACAAGACAUUUGAAAUUUACGCGAUUGAGGCGGAUAAAGCUUUCCAUGAAGAGUACAGACACAAGAAACGGGUCACAUUGUUGCCUUAUGCGGCGUGGGUGAGGGACGAGACCUUGCUCUUCGAGGUUAAUCAAGACCCGGGUAGGGAGACAGGAAAAGGGAGGGGAAUGGGUAGGAUUCAGCCGGUUCAAUCAUCAGAUAGCAUUGGAGAUGUGGGUAAUGUUCAGGGAUUCGACUUUGCGAAUUGGUUGAAGAACACGGUAUCAGACAAGGAUUACGUGGUGAUGAAGAUGGAUGUGGAAGGGACUGAAUUCGAACUAAUACCCAGGUUGUUUGAGACGGGAGCCAUUUGUUUGAUCGAUGAGGUCUUUCUGGAGUGCCACUAUAAAAGGUGGCAAAAGUGCUGCCCCGGUGAGAGAUCAUCCAAGUAUGAAAAAACUUAUGGCCAAUGCUUGGAGCUGUUUACUUCCCUCAGAGACAACGGAGUUCUUGUCCAUCAAUGGUGGUGACCCCGGCAUCCAUGAUGCAAGCUCUAAAUCUAACACUAGUGCUUCCUUUCCGUUCUUUGAUUGUGUUUCUCUUUUCAUUUACAGUAGAUGAUUCUUAGUUUAUUUACCCUGAACAAACCAAAAAGAAGUAGUUUUUUGUUGUUGGUCUUCUUGUAGCCAAAGCUUUUUAUAUCAGAAGCCAUACCAUUGAAUUAAAAUUCAUCAUUCCAUCA
Diospyros lotus (date-plum) is the source of this 2062-nucleotide messenger RNA. RefSeq lists its product as uncharacterized. The record is from RefSeq and is a predicted model, not a curated record. The transcript has a single exon. NCBI's taxonomy places the organism in Eukaryota, Viridiplantae, Streptophyta, Magnoliopsida, Ericales, Ebenaceae. Gene Ontology annotation, molecular function: S-adenosylmethionine-dependent methyltransferase activity. The coding region runs from base 372 to 1850 and encodes 492 amino acids.